This is a messenger RNA of Diabrotica balteata, 2400 nucleotides long. The record is from the annotation of a GenBank genome assembly. Lineage: Eukaryota; Metazoa; Arthropoda; Insecta; Coleoptera; Chrysomelidae.
AUGGAUUAUGGAGGGGAGAGUCGAAGGGAGCCAGGUCUAGAAGCUGUGAGGGCGUUGCAUCAAACUGUUGUUGCACUUAGAGCUGCCCUUGAGGAGAGCAAGUCAGAGAUUUUGCAGUUGAAGAAUAAGGCUUGGCCGAUCGAAACAGUGCAGGAAGCUUUUCAGAUUUUGUCCUUGGAAAAUCAUAUACUUAGGCAAAAGCUGCUAAAAGCUGAUAAUCAACAAUCAGGAGUACAAGAAACUGAUGAAAGUCGUGAGGAUGUUGGUGAGAAGCCCAAGAGUAUUGAGGAGGUAAACGUUUUGGAAGUGGAAGAGUCUUCAAAACCAUCAAACGAAACAGUUACACCACGAAAGGAAAUAAUUGCAGUAGAGUCUUUGACUAAAACUGAAUCACCCAAAAGUAUAAGUGAAAAAUCAACGCCAAAAGAGCAACAUUAUCUAGCCAAACCUAGUUACCAACUAGAAGAUACUUACCAAUCAGAACCAAAAGUAAAAAAAGUUACUAUAGUUUCACCCAAACUAAGUCCCAAGCGCAUACGUAACUUAGAAGCACGCAUUUCGAUCAAAUCUGAAACAAUCAGCCCAGGAAAUGUUUCUAGAUCCCUAGAAAGUCUCACUGUACUGAAAUCUCCGAUAGAAUCUAAAAAUAAAUUAUCUUUUUCGAAAACAUUCAGCUUCUCGAACUUAUCUAGUCAUAUUAGCCGAGAAUUCCAUUUAGAUAUUGAUGAAGACAUGAGCCAUAAAGAUACAGAACCGGCUGAGAACAAUGUAGGUGACGAAGAAGAGUCUAACGAAGUUCAUAGUCCUCAAAAUGAUACGGAUCAAGCCGAGGAAGUCGAUGAUAUCGAACUUAUUUUUACAACGGAUGAUACAAAGGAUUCAGAUUUUAAGGAACAACUGGUCUCAAUUGAUGGAGGAGACAGUAGAGCUCAGUCUUCUAAUAUUUUGCGGUUACCGCUCAGCGAUAUGGAUCCCAACUUAUCCGACCGCGAAUUGGAAGAUGAUGUAUUCAACGAUAAUUUCGAAAACGAAAAUCAAGAAAACAUUAAUUUCCAGUCGUUUGACAUGAAAAGGGACAAUUCUCAGCUUUGUGAUUCCAGGUCAGAUACUUCGAUAAAUCAGGAAAAGAGUUUGAAGAGUUACUACUCGUUACAAGAUUCUAGUUUCGAAAAUAGAUCGAUGGAAAAAGAUGAAAGUUUUGAUAGGUUCGAGGAAAGAAUUAGGAUUGUAGAAACUGAUAUAUCUAAAUGCGGUAUACACGACGUUGAAUACGUCGUUGGAAGAAGAAAUACUUGUCCCAAUCCUCUUCAGUACAAACCACUGUUACACAGAGAAGCACUUUCUAAAGGAUUAGUUCCUGGUAGGAAAACUAGACCAAUUUUAACACAAUCAAACGCAGUGAGAAAAGAUUCAGGUGCCCAAACGGAUAUAUCAGCUCUUCCAGGCUCUAGUUGGAGAUCGGAAAGUAGCUUAGCUAAUAAAGCAAGACUAGGAGAAAAUUUCACCACCCUACCUUCGAAACUACCACUGCCAGGAUCUCGGUUACGAUUAUCGGAAAAAACAGUAGAGGCUCGUCGAGUUUUGCUCUCAGAUAUUGGGUUUACGAGCAUGGUUCCUGAACUGUCACGAUCUGCAGAUCAUCUUUUUCCGCCGAAUAUUAAACCUACUGGAGUGACACCUACAUAUGGUCAGUUUCUGAAAACUACUGAUCUCUAUUCACCUGGAUAUGCAUCUCAAAAAUUUACAUGGAGCGCCAACACAGCGACACCUAGCGAGGGAAGCCAAACUCAAUCUCACUACGGCAGUAUGUAUCCUCUAACAUCAUUACCAGUUCCAUCUAGACGAUGUUCUGCUCCAGUUUCUCCAUCUAGAAGAGGAGUCUUGAAGCACACUCCUUCCAGAGUCAGGUUCGCAAAUGGAUCGUUACCGGAGCUUCGAGGAGAUUGGGGAACCGUCGAUAGUGGGGAUUCUACUGAUAGUUUGGUCGAAGAGGCUGAGAAUUAUUUGAGAAGAUCCAUCGAUUGUAUUAUUGGAAGAGAUACGAUGAUUAGUUACAGUGAUACUCGGACCAAGACUGGCGUACGUCGAGCUUCGGCGCCAGAGCCAUCUGGCGACAACGUUCCACCUCCCGGAUGGUUGCCGUUUUUGCCGAGAGUUUCCAGAGAUCUUAAACUGGACAAUUGGGUUAAAGUAAUUACGUCAGAAGGAAGGGUGAAGGGCGGAAGGGUGAGGUAUAUCGGACCAGUUGUUUCGCAAACUGAGCAUUUCGUUGGGGUACAACUUAGUUGUCCCGACGGGUACUGCGAUGGAACUUAUAACAAUAGAAUGUAUUUCCAAUGUGAACCAUACCAUGGAAUCUUCGUUCCUUUCAAGAAAGUGAUUAUGGGAUGGAGACCAUAG